AUGUCUGAAUCGGGAGAAGCUAGGAGGUCGACGCCGCCGCCGCCGCCGCCUCCUCAGCGAACGGAAGCGCCGCCCCAACAGCCCGACCCCGACGUCUCCUAUCGCAUUUGGCCUCCGACGCAGCCGACGCGCGAAGCCAUCGUCUCGCGCCUCGUCAAGAAGCUGUCCUCUCCCUCGGCGCUCUCCCCUCGCUACGACGCCAUGCCCGUCGACGAGGCGAUGUCCGUCGCCCGCGCCAUCGAACAGGCGGCAUUCGACUCCACCGGUGCCGCCGCCUCCGCCGACGACGACGGCGCGGACGUCCUCCAGGCGUACGCCACGUCGAUUGGCAGGCGCAUGCUCGACUCUGUCCAGCCGCGCACCCGGCCCGCUUCUUUGGCGAUCGAUGUAGAAAAGUUGUGA
Molecule: messenger RNA, 402 nt
Organism: Rhodamnia argentea
Lineage: Eukaryota; Viridiplantae; Streptophyta; Magnoliopsida; Myrtales; Myrtaceae
Product: MFP1 attachment factor 1-like
Exons: 1
Coding region: 1-402 (133 amino acids)
Biological process (GO): mitotic cell cycle; lateral root development
Source: RefSeq, a predicted model, not a curated record